Messenger RNA from Daphnia pulex (common water flea), 494 nucleotides. RefSeq names its product cytochrome c oxidase assembly protein COX16 homolog, mitochondrial-like (gene l(3)neo43). NCBI's taxonomy places the organism in Eukaryota, Metazoa, Arthropoda, Branchiopoda, Diplostraca, Daphniidae. The record is from RefSeq and is a predicted model, not a curated record. The coding region runs from base 22 to 315 and encodes 97 amino acids. Gene Ontology annotation, cellular component: mitochondrial inner membrane. Gene Ontology annotation, biological process: mitochondrial respiratory chain complex IV assembly. The transcript has 3 exons.
AAUAGAACUGCCCAGCUAAAGAUGUUACAAAAAUUGCAACAGUUUUUCCAAAAAAAAUCCGUGAAAUAUUCUAUACCUUUCCUUGUACUUGUGGUUGGGGGUUCCUUUGGUCUUAAACAAUUCACAGAAAAUAGGUAUAGGUUCAGGCGAAAUAAGUUUUUGGAUAAGGAAGAAGCUGAAAAGUGGGGGAUUCUUAAAAAAGAUAAGAGUGAAGUUACUCUUGAAACAGAAUUUGAAAAAGUCAAGCAGAUCAAUAUAAGUGACUGGGAGAACAAAAGAGGACCAAGACCAUGGGAGCAGGUUACUGAGAAGUGAGGGGUUUAGUCUUUAGGUAGAAAAAUGAAUCCACAUGUAAUGCACUCCAUUGAAGAGCUAAGUUAUGUAAAAGAUUUGAACAACUGGAGUAAUAAUAAUGUUCAGUUUAUUGGGAAACUUCUGCUGGGUAUUGAUGGGGUGUACAUGUGUGAAGGAAUAGAAAAGAAUUCAUCUGUCAA